Messenger RNA from Setaria italica (foxtail millet), 3277 nucleotides. RefSeq names its product cyclic phosphodiesterase. The transcript is spliced from 4 exons. Gene Ontology annotation, biological process: cyclic nucleotide metabolic process. Gene Ontology annotation, molecular function: 2',3'-cyclic-nucleotide 3'-phosphodiesterase activity. NCBI's taxonomy places the organism in Eukaryota, Viridiplantae, Streptophyta, Magnoliopsida, Poales, Poaceae. The coding region runs from base 29 to 721 and encodes 230 amino acids. The record is from RefSeq and is a predicted model, not a curated record.
CCGGAGCGCUUCGGCGUCCCGCGCCGCGAUGCUUCUCCUCGGCGGCAAAGCAUAUUCCACUGCGCUUGUGCCCUCCCUCCGCUCCCCACCUUGCCAUUCGCCGCGCCUAACCCCGCUCCCCCGUCUCCGCCUCCGACCUCACCGCCGGUCAGUCUCAGCCCGUAUGGACCCCGCCGACCAGUCGCCGGAGGAGGUGUACUCUGUGUGGGCAAUCCCGCCGGCUCCCGUCCGCGACCGCCUCCGCCGCAUCAUGGAGGGCCUCCGCGCCGCGCACGGCGGCCCGGCCUUCGAGCCGCACGCGACCGUCGUCGGAGACUUCCGCAGCCGCCGCUCGGCAGCCGUCGAGGUUCUACGCGCCGCCGCCGCCGGCGUCCAACCCUACACCGCCCGCGUCACGGGGGUCGCCCGCGGCACCUUCUUCUACCAGUGUGUCUACCUCCUCCUGGAGCCCACCCCCGAGGUGGUGGCAGCGAGUGAUCACUGCUGUGGACACUUCGGUUACCAGAGAAAGACUCCAUACAUGCCGCAUGUUAGCCUCUUAUAUGGAGACCUGACAGAUGAGGAGAAGGAGGAGGCAAGGAAGAUGGUAGAGGAGCUGGACAAGGAUAUCUGUGGAUUGGAGUUUGAGAUCUCUGAUCUUGCUCUCUAUAGAACAGACACUGCAGAUAAAAGCUUGGAGUCAUGGGAGUUGGUGGAGGUGUGCCAUCUUGAAAAGAAUUGAUUAGUUUCCUCUCCAUGGUGAUUCUGCUGCAAGUCAAGUUGAGAAUUCUGGUGUAUGGUCUCUACUCAUCCCUAAACCUUCUUCCACCAGACCCAGCUUCCCUUUGACAGUUGAAGUAUGUAGCGGUGGCAAUAUUGAGGUGAUAUUGCCGUGCAAAGCUUCUGCAGUUGAAGUUGUGGCGCAUUUCUGGUGCAAAAACUGUGCCCCUUCCAAGUUGCCGGAACAGCACAAACACCAUCCUGUGGAUACCAGAUCUUGGCUCUGGGCUCUCAUAAAAUACUAGCUCUUGGCCUGCAAGAGCAUCCCGACAUUAUCUACUGAAGAGUUUAAGGAGCAUUAAACUGGUUGGAAACAAUGUAUGUUGUAAUGCUGUUUACUCUUUCUAGAUAAAUAUAAAUCUUUUAGAUAUAGGUCUGCUUACUUGAGACAAAUAGAGCUGUUUUAUUUCCAUUAUCUGUUUGUUUCAAAGUCUCAGGCAAAACCAAGUAUGGCAAAACUCUAUAUAUACUCAAAAUCUAGAACAUUCAGAACUUUAAGAUGACAACUGUAAAUAAAAAUACACUGUGAACUACUUGCAAUUUGAACCUAGCUCUGCUGAAAUGUGUCCUCAAGGUUAUCAACCAAUUAAAGGACCAACAGGGGCUUUGUUAAGCAUAUUUAUGCCAGUUUACACUAGUUCAUGUUUAAUAUUAAGAUAUCCUGAAUCUGAUAAUGGCCUAGAUCGAAAUUGAAUUCUACCUCAUUUCUCUAUUAGUUAUGUUACUAAAUUAGUGGCAUUUGUCAUAUUAUUGUGCAUGUUAUAAUUUGUGGGUUCCCAUUGUGUCACCAUGUAAGCACUAAGCUGGCAUAGUACUUUCAUAUAACAAGUUGGUCUAAUAUUUGGUUUAUGGUUGCUGAUUUCUUGAAUCAAAUGCAUCCUAAUCUGCUUCAAUUCAGUGAUAGUCAACAGGUAUGAGGAGACUGAAACCUGUGCUCCACAUCUGCAAAAAUUCAGCCAAAAUGAAAUGGAAUGACAAAUCACUAUAUGCAUUCAUACCAAAGCCGACGUUAGUUGUUUCAGGAAUAUCUGUCACCAUCCUACACAAGAAUGAAGCAUUAUCUUAAUAAGGCAAACUAAAAGGAACCAAAUCUUGAAAGAGUGGAAUAUGUUGCACUUGAUUUACCAGUGCAAGUACUCCCUUAGUGAGGGAUGGCUUGGAUUUGGGGCAUCCGGGUCAAUCAGUACCUUCAAGUCAAAGACAAACACGUUAGCAUAUAGACGUGUGAGAUAUACUGCAAACUUUAAGGCCUUUUGUUCCUAUUAAAUUUAUUGAGAAUCAUACUGAUAAAUCUUCUGCAAUGUGCAUAAUACUUUUAUUUGUUAAUAACAAAAGGAUUGGCAUACAUUCUCCCAUUUGGUAGCAUAUAUCUAUAAAUCACUUAGCUCACCAGGGUGUAGAAAGUCCUCAUGUCAUUGCCACCAAUAUCAACUCGUGGUUUACUUGCAACCGCAGAUGGCUUUAGCUCAGCACCUGACAGAAGGAGCCUGUUCUUGUAUGUUAUUCUGAGUGGAACGGUUGGUGUAAAGGUAUCCAACACAUCCUGUAUGACAUAAGCCAUAACCAAAGGAUCGAUUGAAUGUUGUUGCUAGUGUUAGAACUCUGAACUACCUCUCUAUGGACCUGGGGGGAGCUGCAGUCUGAGCGUGAACUAUUUAUAUCCGAGUUGAGGUAGGCUGUCUUAUUCACCUUUCUAAGAGAUACCAGUCUCAUGCCAUGCAUCAUCAGGGGCAGAGCCAGGGCAGGUGCUGCCAGUACUGCAGCAUCCUUCGGUCCAUUUAUGCUCAAGCAAACUUUAUGAUUUAGAAUAGUGUGCAGCCUAAAUUUGAGAACUUGUAGUGCCCAUGCAGCCGAAAUACAAGCACCGGUCUUUAUGUGUUCUGGGUUCUGCAACUGUUCAUCGCCCAGAUAGCUGAAUCGUGUAUCGUACUUGCCUAUUAAAGCAUGAUCUCCUCUGUGGAGUAACCAGGUAGUAUAAUUUUUCAAUUUGUAUGCUUUAACAACUUAUUUAUUAGCAUCACUGGGAUUUGCUGGAGCAAAGCAUGUGAACUACUGGCAACCUUUAUUGCAACCAGCUGUAGCAGUGCUGAACAUUGAGGUGCAUUUAGCAUGUUCUAUUUUCCUUGCAACAGCAUAUCAGGUUAGAUAUCUAACCACUUUUAUUUUGUUUCUCUUUUCAUCUUAUCUGAAAUUGUGCUGAUGAAUAACUUACAGCAUUUGUUGUUACACGCAAACACCAUACACCAGCGUUGAGUUGCAUUUCCACCCAUUGAGAACUCGUGCUGUACAGAAGAUCUAGGGGAUUUAUACCAUGUAAAUUUAGGGAUCACAGAUAUGGUACAUUAGGAAUAGCAAAGCACAAUCCCUUUGCAAGGCUGUGAGCCUGGGUGCGUUAACAUCAUGUACAAUGGAAACUCCUCCUUCUGAUGCUGAUGAUUUAGUUUUCAUCAUGGAAGGGACAUGACUCUUCACUCUUCAGUUAUCACCAAAGAAACUGUUGGGACCAUUUGUUUUGUUC